AUGGCGUCCUCGCUGUCCAAGGGCCCCGUUUUCUCGGCCAUUCGAUCCAGCAACGCUCCCUUCUCUGCCUUCCACUCCGGUCCGGCCAUUGCUACACCAUGCCAACGCCGAUACCUUUCCCAAUCCUCUCAGCGCAGUGCUGGCCUCCGCGGAAUGCCUCAGAACAUCUCCAUGCCAUCGCCCGCUCAACCUAGUAUGCGAACCCGGGGUAGGGGUAUGCCUAGGACGGAUCUUCCCCAGGAUAUCGGACUUUUGCCGGGCACCUUCAUCCGGCCGCUUUGGAGAGACAUGCCCUCUAUCUUCCAGCAACCCUCGGAGCGUUUACAUAUGGAAUGGCUGUGGAUCAAGUCGGCUUUUCAGAACUUCGUUGGAAUCCUCGCCUACUGCAAAUGGCUCAACAAGGGCCUUGCACUUAGACUGAGAGAGCGUCGACAGAUUGCUGCUGAAUACCACCAGAAGAUGUACAGUGCAUUUGCCGCCGGCGAUACUUCUACCCUGCGCAAGGUGUGUUGCACCGGUCUUGCCAACCAGCUGAGCGCCCGCAUCGCUGCCCGUCCCAAGGGCGAGCGUGUCACUUGGAACCUGGACAGUUACAUUCGCUCCCCGGGCACCUAUUUCACCGGUGUUCGCGUCAUGUCGGAUCGUGCGACUCAGAUCCCCGAAAUCCCCAACUCCGGAGUUCGCCAGGUCGUCCUGCGCAUCACCAGCCGUCAGUCGAAGGGCACGACCAAGGCGUCUCCCAACGGUGCCCCCGCUGACAGCACGGCCAUGGCCAACAACACCAAGCAGCAGGACUGCACCGAAUACCUUGUCAUCCAGCAGUUCCGCUGGUCCGGUGAGGAAGACCAAUGGCGCGUCUGGGGUCACGCUACCCCCACGACCGUGGAAGACCUGGAGAGUCCCUUCUUCGCCCGUGGCAUGAGCCUGGCAGACCGCAUGGAGGCCAUGAAGGAGACGAUGACUGGAAAGAAAUAA
This is a messenger RNA of Aspergillus luchuensis, 975 nucleotides long. RefSeq lists its product as uncharacterized. The transcript is spliced from 3 exons. Bases 1 to 975 code for a protein of 324 amino acids. Lineage: Eukaryota; Fungi; Ascomycota; Eurotiomycetes; Eurotiales; Aspergillaceae. Gene Ontology annotation, cellular component: mitochondrion. The record is from RefSeq and is a predicted model, not a curated record.